This is a messenger RNA of Nematocida minor, 369 nucleotides long. Its product is annotated as small subunit ribosomal protein S17e. NCBI's taxonomy places the organism in Eukaryota, Fungi, Microsporidia. Gene Ontology annotation, molecular function: structural constituent of ribosome. The record is from RefSeq and is a predicted model, not a curated record. The transcript has a single exon. Bases 1 to 369 code for a protein of 122 amino acids. Gene Ontology annotation, cellular component: ribosome. Gene Ontology annotation, biological process: translation.
AUGGGAAGAGUUAGUACAAAACUUAUAAAAAAUGCAUCAAAGCAGUUCGUAGAGAAGCACUACGGAAAUCUUACGUUAGACUUCUACCAGAACAGAGAUGUGCUGGAGUGCUCAUCCAUCAUCAAGGGAAAGAAGGUAAGAAACAAGAUCGCAGGAUACGCCACAAGACUGAUGAAGAGAAUAAGAUACGGAAGAGUGAAGGGCGUCUCUAUUAAAGCCCAGGAAGAGGAGAGAGAAAGAAAAGAAAACUUUGUCCCCUCUGAAAGCAUUAUUGACGUUGAGAGAAUAGAAGUAGACAGUGUAACAAUGGCUAUGAUAAAAGAAGUCGGCCUUACAGGAAGCUUCUUUGUUCCAUCUCUUGAGGCAUAA